AUUUCAUCAAUCGUGCAGGCACUCUCUUAUCCUCUCCUCCCACUCGCCUCCCUCGCUCCCCCAAAUUCUCCGCCUCCUCCGCAGCGCGCCGCGGCCGGCGUGCUUCCCUCAUCGGCGUUGCCCUAGCUCCCCCGGCCGGCCCCUCGGUCGCCGUCGCUUCCGGCGCGCGCUAUGCCAUGAGCAGAGACCUCGAGGACGGGCAGGGCGCCGUCGACACCGUUAUUGAGGCAGCAGCUGGAGGAGGGGAGGGGAGCAGCGAGGCGGCGGCGCGCGGUGGCGGUGGCGGCGGAGACGCGCACGACAACGACGUCGUGAUGCCGGGGUUCCGGUUCCACCCCACGGAGGAGGAGCUGAUCGAGUUCUACCUCCGGCGCAAGGUGGAGGGCAAGCGCUUCAACGUCGAGCUCAUCGCCUUCCUCGACCUCUACCGUUUCGACCCAUGGGAGCUCCCCGCAAUGGCGGUGAUGGGCGGGAAGGAGUGGUUCUUCUACGUCCCGAGGGACCGCAAGUACCGGAACGGCGACCGGCCAAACCGGGUGACGGCGUCGGGGUACUGGAAGGCUACGGGCGCCGACCGGAUGAUCCGCGGCGAGAACAACCGCCCCAUCGGGCUCAAGAAGACGCUCGUCUUCUACUCCGGCAAGGCCCCCAAGGGCGUCCGCAGCAGCUGGAUCAUGAACGAGUACCGCCUCCCACCGCCGGCAACCGACGCUGACCCCUUGACCCCCAAGAUGAUACAGUCCGAGAUCUCGCUCUGCCGCGUCUACAAGCGAUCUGGCAUCGACGAUGGCCAUGGGCAGUCAUCCUCCAGUACCCAGCAGACUUCCUCCGGGCGGCGGAUCUCCUCCCGCACCAGCAUGCCGACCGGUCGGCAUGGAUCCUCACCGUCUUCCACGCCACUGUCACCGACGCAGCAGCUCAGCAGCUUCCAUCUACUCCAAGGGGAAUGCUCGUCUGCCUCACCGCCGGCGCCCAUCAUGGACCACCAAGUGGUCACCUUGCAAACUGCGCCGCCGCUUGUGCCUCCCCCAAGGCCAUGCACGUACGCGCCGGCGGCGACGAUAAGAUCAACAGCGGCAGCGCCGCAACGGGCACAGGGCGCGGCGGCCAUCAUCCCCUCCUCCACGUACUCACUGCUCAACAUGGCCGCCGGCGCUGCGCCUAUGGCCGGCAGCUCAAGGCCCAUCGAUGAGCUGAGCACGCUGGUUGGUCCCUGCCCCAGCCACUUCCUCCCCUUGAUGCCCGCGCCACCGCCGCCAAUGCCACAAAUGACGCCGCUCGGCGCGCUGCCAAUGGUGCUGCCACUGCCUUCUGUCACUGACAAGCUCAGCUGGGACUGGAACCCGCCGGUCCCUGACACGACAGCACGAGAUUACAAUGCCUCUGGUUUUAAGUGAGCCCAAAUAACUCACUGUUAAGUUCUGAAAACCUGCCAUCAGUGUAGGCUAACUUAUAUAUAUAUACCCUUCAAUCAGUGGACAGAGAUUACAAAUGCAUGUCAGUUAAUUAGUAUAUAUAUCAAGAAUUCUAAAUGGAUUUUUCAGGAACUGAAGAUAGUUGGUUUGUAAGCAUAAUGAGAUCACUUUAAAAAUCAGCAUCAGCAUGCCAGUUUAAUAAUUCACUCCCGAUUCUUCAUUCU
This is a messenger RNA of Panicum virgatum (switchgrass), 1639 nucleotides long. Its product is annotated as NAC domain-containing protein 35-like. The record is from RefSeq and is a predicted model, not a curated record. Lineage: Eukaryota; Viridiplantae; Streptophyta; Magnoliopsida; Poales; Poaceae. The coding region runs from base 177 to 1397 and encodes 406 amino acids. The transcript has 3 exons. Gene Ontology annotation, biological process: regulation of DNA-templated transcription. Gene Ontology annotation, molecular function: DNA binding.